Manis javanica (Malayan pangolin) is the source of this 653-nucleotide messenger RNA. RefSeq names its product adipogenin (gene ADIG). Lineage: Eukaryota; Metazoa; Chordata; Mammalia; Pholidota; Manidae. The record is from RefSeq and is a predicted model, not a curated record. Gene Ontology annotation, cellular component: nucleus; lipid droplet; cytoplasm. Gene Ontology annotation, biological process: brown fat cell differentiation; white fat cell differentiation.
AUGAAGUACCCUCUGGUGCCACUGAUGAACGAACUCACGUUUUCUUUCCUGGUGUUCUGGCUCUGCCUGCCUGUAGGUUUGCUGCUGUUCUUGUUGAUUACCUGGCUACGCUUCUUACUUAGCCAAGAUUCAGAGGAAAAUGACUCAGAUCUAUGCUUUGAUUGGGAGCCCUGGAGCAAAGGCCCAGCCGAGCCUGGCUGGGAGGGGACACUCCACAGCCAAGAGCGGGAGAAGCCCUGCUGGUGAGCCUAUUCUGCCAGGCAGAGAAACUGAAUCCCAGUGGCUGCAGGACACAUGCCUGUCAGACCUCCCUGGUGGCCUGGGCCUAGAUGGUGAUCAGCGGGGGCUCCUGUGCACCCGUACACAGACCCAGGUGACCCCUGUGUGCCCUGGCUGGACAUCUAUGCCUGGUCAAUCUGAAGACGACAGAAGGCACCUGUCAGAGAUGUCACAGACAUUUUCUGGGUCUUCAGUUCAGUGGCAGUCCCCUCAUCCAGCCACCUGAUAACGGUCUACCUCUGAUGCCAAGGUUCUUGUUCACAAAGCCAAAGAAUGAGCUUCACAAACACUCAAGACGUUUAGGACCCCAAAGGCAGACUUGGCUUCAGGAGAACAGGAGACUUGCCCUUGCAGGACGGGAAGAAGAUUCCUGC